Molecule: messenger RNA, 2371 nt
Organism: Salarias fasciatus (jewelled blenny)
Lineage: Eukaryota; Metazoa; Chordata; Actinopteri; Blenniiformes; Blenniidae
Gene: hnrnpk
Product: heterogeneous nuclear ribonucleoprotein K
Exons: 17
Coding region: 220-1524 (434 amino acids)
Molecular function (GO): RNA binding
Source: RefSeq, a predicted model, not a curated record
UUCCAGGUUCGGUAGAGAAGGAAGGCGCACGAGCGAGGUGUUUCUCUGCAGACAGGUCACAGGAGCUGUUUGGUCCUUGCUUAUUUAGACCCGCCUAUCAACACGCCCUUGUCCCUGUAAUAAAUAUCACUCAAAGGGACCCGUCGUGUACUUCUCUCUCUGCUGCUGCAACCGGUAUCCCAGAUCUGCUCCUCUUCUCUCCUCAUCUGACAGAAGACCAUGGACUCAGAAAUUGAUCAGCAAGAAGAGUCUUCAUUCAGCAACUCAGAGACUAAUGGUAAGCGUCCUGCUGAGGAUGCAGAUGAGCAGAAAUCAUUCAAGCGCUCCAGGAACUCGGAUGAGAUGGUUGAGCUGCGCAUCCUCCUGCAGAGCAAAAAUGCAGGAGCUGUAAUUGGAAAGGGUGGCAAAAACAUCAAAGCCCUCCGUACAGAUUACAAUGCCAGUGUGUCAGUCCCAGACAGCAGUGGGCCUGAGCGCAUCCUGAGCAUCAGUGCCGACAUUGAGACCGUUGGAGAAAUCCUGCUGAAGAUAAUCCCCACCUUGGAAGAGUACCAGCAGUACAAUGGUGUGGAUUUUGACUGUGAGCUGCGUCUGCUGAUCCACCAGAGCCUCGCUGGCUCCAUCAUCGGGGUGAAAGGAGCCAAGAUCAAGGAGCUCCGUGAAAACACAAAGACCAGUAUCAAGCUGUUUCAGGAGUGCUGUCCCCAGUCGACAGACCGCGUCGUGCUGGUUGGUGGUAAAACGGAGAGAGUGGUUGAAUGCAUCAAAACGAUGCUGGAGCUCAUCUCUGAAGCUCCCAUUAAAGGUCGUACACAACCCUACGACCCUAACUUCUACGAUGAGACGUACGAUUACGGUGGCUUUACCGUGAUGUUUGAAGAGCGGGGUGGCGGCCGCAGGAUCAUGGGAGGCUUCCCCAUCCGCGGAAGCAGACCCAGUGCCGGCGACCGCAGCUAUGAGCGGAUGUCCACCAGCAGAGGGAUCCGGGGCCCCAUGCCCAGCUCCCGCCGGGAUUACGACGACAUGGGCUCCCGCCGAGGUCCUCCUCCACCCCACCCAAGUAGGGUUGGCAGACUGAGCGGCCGUCCGCGUAACGUGUCCAUGGGACACCCACACAGAGGAGAUGACCGUUACUAUGACUCGUACCGUGGCUCAGAUGACAGGUCAAAUGACAGAAGAGGCAGACUGGAUCGCUAUAGCGAUAACAUGACUGGUGGGGGAUAUGAUAACAGUUCUUCCUGGGAUAGCUACCAGUCAGGUGGACGCUCCUAUGGCGACAUGGGUGGCCCUGUCAUCACCACACAAGUGACGAUCCCCAAAGACCUGGCCGGCUCUAUCAUCGGUAAGGGAGGCCAGCGGAUCAAACAGAUCCGCCAUGAGUCUGGGGCCUCCAUCAAAAUCGAUGAACCUCUCGAAGGUUCUGAGGACAGAAUCAUUACCAUCACUGGCACCCAAGACCAGAUCCAGAAUGCUCAAUACCUUCUACAGAACAGUGUGAAGCAGUACUCGGGUCAGUUGCUGUAAACCCAGGACACUCAGAUUGGAGCAGACACAGAUUGCCCAACUCCCCUCCUCAACCUUUCUGCCCCUGUCCAACACAUCCACCUUCAGACUAUUCAGGAUUGCGGGUGGCUUUUUGAAUUUUAUUUUUGUAUUUUUUAAUAAAAUAAUUGUCCAACAUUCCUGCGCGUAAGAGAAAAUGUAGAUGUUCUGCAUUUUUAAAGAGUGUAGUCCAUUAGAACAUCAUAUACAUUUAGCUGUUUUCUCUUCUUUUUUUUUCUAACACUCAUAUAGCAACAUGUCCUUCAGACUUCUCACAAGCAAAAAUAAACCACCUUUAUUUGAUUUGAUUGGGAUUUGUUUUUUUAUGACUUUGUUUUUGUAUGUAAGUUUGUGUCUGUGUAAACCUGUCCUGUUUGCGGGCAUGUCGGUGUGUUUGGGUUGGUGUGUUUUUUCUGUCGUCUAUCAGUCCUUUCAAACACAGGUUUACCACAUUACCACUCUGUGCAACGUGCAGAAUGUAAGCUAUUUGUCCUACCUUUUUUUUUUUUUUUCUUUGAGCUGUGGAGAUUCUCCCUGGCAUGAUGGAAAGUUUAAUUUGAGACUUGUGUAUGCACCAGAUACAGAACACGUCAAAUUUGUAAGGAAAUGGUAGCUUUGUGGUGACAAAACAACAUAUAACAUAACUUCACAGGUGGAAGUGUAGUUAGAAAUUUGGAGAGGCAUUUUAUUUUAGAUUUGACAAAUGAUAUUGAACUAAUCUGUUUUUGUUUCUUCGCAAUUUCCUGUGCUCUACAUUUGUUUGCUCUCCAAGCUGUAGACUUCACAUUGUCAAAUUGUAAAACCAAUAAAGAUGCCACUUUUUACUGGA